This is a messenger RNA of Ipomoea nil (Japanese morning glory), 4743 nucleotides long. RefSeq lists its product as uncharacterized. Bases 1 to 4743 code for a protein of 1580 amino acids. The record is from RefSeq and is a predicted model, not a curated record. Gene Ontology annotation, biological process: telomere maintenance; DNA repair. The transcript has 10 exons. Lineage: Eukaryota; Viridiplantae; Streptophyta; Magnoliopsida; Solanales; Convolvulaceae. Gene Ontology annotation, molecular function: DNA helicase activity.
AUGGAGAUAAGCAAAAGGAAAGAGAGAUUACGACAUGCUUGCUAUCAAUGUGUACGGAAAAUACACAUUUGUCAGAUGUUUCCUUCUCAAUUACAUUAUCCUCUGGGCAUGGGCACAGAGAUGAGUGAAUUAUACAAUGGUCUGUUUAAUUACCCUCCUCAAAAGCUUCUACCGCACCAAUAUAUGCAAAGGAGUGUUUUCAGUUGCAUCAUUUCUGAUUGCUGUGAGUUCUACCAAACUAAGUCUCAAAACUACGAAAUUGGUGUGUUUAGCUUGCAUGCCAGGAAAUUGGUUUCGGUUUCUCCAGUUCGGAUAGAGUUGUCUGAGCUUUUUGAUAUGCUUGUGGUUGUUGAAUAUGGGUUAUGCAUAUACAUGCAAAGAUUUAACCCACUCUUUGAAUCUGCCAUUGUUGACCACCCAUGUUUCGAAAAAACUAUUUGCUUUAAAGAAAAGCUUAUAAGUGCAUUAGCAAUGAGCCAUAUUAGUGACACAGAGCGUGUUGAUGAAGGUCAACAGUGUGGAAAUGUUCAAAAGAGAUGUUUUGAUAAUAUGUCUAAGCAGGAACGUAGAAACCUACGUCGUAGGUUAGCUGCUAAUACUUUAGCGGUUGAAAAAGAAAAGAAGACUUCUCAAACCAAAUCACAUUGUAGUGUUCCUAUUAGAUCAGUAAGAGUAAAUGAUUUUGAAAAUCACCCUUUUAAAUUGUCUGUCGUUAGUGAUUGCACAUGUUGUGGUGCAAAACGGAUUCAGUAUGAACCACCUGGAUUUUGUUGUCGUGGUGGUCAAAUCAAGCUUGUUUCUAAUGCAAUGCCUUGUGUAUUGAAAAACUUAUUCAUUGGGCGUGAUGAUGCUUCAAAGCAUUUUAGAAACUAUGUUAGAACUUAUAAUAACACAUUUGCAUUUACGUCUCUUGGUAUACACAAUCAUGACAAAGAUUUGUGUAGACGUAACAAAGGAAUAUAUACCUUCAGAGUUCAAGGACAAAUGUAUCAUCUAAUAGAUGAUCUUAUACCCCAUGGUCAUUCACCCCGUAAUUUGCAACUCUAUUUCUUUGACACUGAGACAGAAGUAGAUAAUAGAGUUGGGUACGUUGAUCGACUUGAUAGAAGCAUAGUUAGUGAUCUGGUUGAACUUAUGUCCCAAAACCCAUAUGCUCAGUUCUUUAGAAGUCUCAAGGAUGUCAACUUUGGGGAUGACUUUGUUAUAAGUUUGAACUCAACCACAUCAUUAGAUCAGAGAGUUUAUAAUUUGCCAACAGCUUCACAGGUUGCUGCAAUAUGGCUAGAGAAUGAUUCUGAUAGGGUUCCAGCUAACAGAAGCAUUAAGGUGUAUGCAUGUAGUGGGUGUUCCCAUAGUGUUCAGUACUAUUAUGGUUGUUACGACCCGUUACAAUACCCUCUUUUGUUUCCAUUUGGUCAAACUGGUUGGCAUGAAGGAAUAGAAAGAAAUUUUGACCUUAGCUGUAAUAAAGUAAGGAAACAACAUCAAUCAUGCAUUAUUGACCCUACAAUUGUCUCAUCUGUGGAAGAACUAAUUGCAGUUGAAGAGUCAAUUGUGAGUGAGGGAAAAAAGAAGAGGUAUGUUUCUUGUAGAGAGUCUUAUGCCUACAAGUUUCAAGUGCGUCCAAAUGAUCACUCUUUGUUGUUACAUACUGGAAGACUUUUGCAACAAUUUAUUGUUGACAUAUAUAUUAAAAUUGAAAAUGAAAGACUUGAUUAUUAUAGGACACAACAAGAUCAAUCUAGAAUUGAGACAUAUCAAGGAUUAGUGGAUAGUGUUUGUGUUGGGGCAACUAUAGGUGAUGAUGUGGGUCGUAGAAUCAUAUUGCCAGUGUCUUUUAUUGGUAGACCACGUGAUAUGAAGAGGAGAUACAUGGAUGCUAUGUCACUUGUUCAACGAUUUGGAAAGCCCGACCUUUUUUUAACAAUGACAUGCAAUCCAAAUUGGCCUGAGAUUAAAGAGUUAUUAUACUAUAAUGAUGAGGCACAAAAUAGACCUGAUCUUCUUGCUAGAGUUUUUCGCGCACGGUUUGAAGAAAUGAAAGAUGAUAUUUUGAAAAAAAAAAUCUUUGGUGAAGUUGCAGCCUACACAUAUGUGAUUGAGUUUCAAAAGAGAGGCCUUCCUCAUGCUCAUUUUUUACUGAUUCUACGUGGGAGCCAUAAAAUUACUUCACCAAAUCAGUGUGAUAAGAUUGUCAGUGCUGAAAUACCAGAUAAAAGAGUUGAUCCUUAUUUGCAUAGUUUAGUUGCAAGGCAUAUGAUUCAUGGUCCAUUGUUAGGUGAUGAUUCCUACCCAAUAUAUCGUAGGAGACCUACUAUUAAAACUGUUUUUGUUAGGGGACAUGAGUUGGAUAACCGGUGGGUUGUUCCUUAUAACCGAUAUUUGUUGGAGAAGUUUGAUUGCCAUGUUAACCUUGAAAUAUGUGCUGGAAUUAAGUGUGUUAAAUAUAUUUAUAAGUAUAUCUAUAAAGGACAUGAUAGAGUUAGCAUUCGAUUGUGUGGGAAUAAUGUUGUUGAUGAAUAUGAUGAAAUUAAAGAAUUUCAGAAUGCAAGAUGGGUGUCACCGCCUGAGGCAGCAUGGCGGAUUUUUAGCUUUAAUCUUGCUGAAAUGAAACUUUCUGUUGUGCAUUUGCAAGUUCAUUUACCAAACUAUCAGUAUAUCAAAUUCAAUAAAUAUGAGAAGUCGGUUAGCAUUGUUGAUGAAAAGAAUGGAGAACAAGAUUACCGGUCUCGCACAAUGUUGACUCAAUUUUUCUACAUGAACAAAGUAGAUGAACUUGCAAAACAACUUAACCUAUUAUAUCUUGAGUUUCCAGAAUUCUUUGUUUGGUCAUUGAAUGAUAAACGUUGGCAUCAAAGAAAACAAAGAGAGGUAAUUGGAAGACUUGUAUCAGUUAUGCCAUCAGAAGGUGAGCGUUAUUAUUUAAGAUUAUUGCUAAUGAAUGUAAGGGCUCCAACUUCAUUUUGCAGUUUGAAAAUAAUAAAAGGACAAAGGGUAGAGACCUUUAGAGAGGCUGCUGAAAAAUUGGGAUUGUUAUCCAGUGAUUCUAGCAUAGAGAGUAGUAUUGAGGAAGCUAUUUUGUGUCAAAUGCCAACAAGUUUGAGACAGUUAUUUGCAACUCUAUUAGUCUUCUGUGAUUUACCUGAUCCAGUAAGGUUUUGGAAUAAAUAUAAGGAAUUCUUUUGUCAAGAUUUUAUUCACUCAGCUAAAUAUACUGAGUCUGCAGCUGAAAUCAAGGCACUUCAACUUGUGAAGAACUUACUAGAAAAAAAUGGCAGAAAAAUUACUGACUUUAACUUAGUUGAUCCUGAUAUUUAUCUCUCUGAUUCUCAAAGACAAUAUAAAGAAAUUGAGGCAGAAAGAAACUUGGGAGUCAACGAUCAUGACUUGCAUUGUAUUGACAAAUUAAACAACAUGCAACGAUUGGCUUUUGAUAAAAUUAUGACUGCGGUACAUUCAGAUUUUGGUGGAGUCUUUUUUCUUGAUGGCCCUGGUGGAACAGGAAAAACUUUUCUUUAUAGAUGUUUAUUGGCAAAGGUUCGGUCACAUGGAUGGAUUGCACUUGCCACAGCGAGUUCAGGUAUUGCAGCUUCAAUUUUACCGGGUGGUAGAACGGCUCAUUCUAGAUUUAAGAUUCCUAUUGAUGGGGAUAAUAGAUAUGUGUGUAAUGUUAGCAAACAGAGUGCAGAGGCUGAAUUGCUAAGACAUAGCAAGUUGAUUUUGUGGGAUGAAGCUUCCAUGGCCAAUCGUAGGUGUGUUGAGAGCCUUGAAGUAACACUCCGAGAUCUAAUGAAUUCAGAUGACACUUUCGGAGGAAAGGUUGUAGUUUUUGGAGGUGACUUUCGUCAGACAUUGCCAGUUAUUAGGGGUGGGAAGAGAGAAGACUUCAUUGAAGCAAGUUUGGUAAAAUCACCAUCAAUAUGGCCAAAAAUUCAACAUUUGAGAUUAGAUGAAAACAUGCGAGCCAGAUCAGACCCAGGAUUUUCAGAUUAUUUGAUGCGCAUUGGAAAUGGAACUGAGCCGACUCUGUCUACCCAGAACAACUUUUUCAAUGAUCCAUAUUCAUUGAUGACUAGAGCACUUCUAACUUCAAAGAAUGAAUUUGUUGAUGAUAUAAAUUCCACAUUAAUUGAUAAAUUUCCUGGUGUAAGUAGGUGUUAUGUGAGUUAUGAUGAGCCCCUUGAUUCAACAAAAUAUCUGCAUUGUGAAGAUUAUUUGCAUACUCUUUCACCAUCUGGCAUGCCUCCACAUAAGCUAAUACUCAAGAAAAAUUGUCCAAUAAUAUUGUUGAGAAAUUUGAAUCCAUCUGAAGGAUUGUGCAAUGGUACUAGGCUAAUUUGUGAGGAGUUAAGAGAUUUUGUCAUCAGUUGUUACAUUGCAAUAGGAGAACAUAAAGGAAAUCAUGUGUUUAUACCACGGAUACCAUUGCAGAUUUCAAAAGAUGACAGUUGUCCCAUUCCUUUCAAGAGACAUCAGUUUCCUAUAAGAGUUUGUUUUGCCAUGACAAUAAAUAAAGCUCAAGGUCAAACUUUGGAUUUUGUUGGAAUAUACUUAAGAGAACCAGUCUUCUCUCAUGGACAAUUGUAUGUUGCCAUGUCUCGAGCAAGAAAGUCAGAUUCUGUUAAGCUAAUAAUACACAGUGAAGAUGAUGAAAAUCAGACCACUAAUAUAACAGAUAACAUUGUGUAUCCUGAAAUUUUACAGUGCAUUCAAACCGGGAUUGAUACAAGUUCACACAAAUGA